AUGCAGCUCUCCGAGACGGACAAACCGACCAAGAAAGAGACUGAACCGAUUGCUACUCCUGUGGUAAACAACAAAUCGGAGGUGACGCACAGCCAUGGAUUCUCACUAACGGAUCAGCAAUAUGUGAGUAUGGAGUCUGCGCGUGCACGUUGUGGUGAUCAUACUCCGUUAAAUGAAGCGGCCGAGAAGAAUCUAGUUAUGGAGACGCCGAAGCAGUCGAAGGCCAAACUUCUCGGCAUUUUCCUUGUGCGUACAAUUUGUGACCUUGGUCCUUUGGUGGUGUGUAUUGUCGGUGGUAUCGUUGGAUACGGUUUGGGUUCGUCACGUCUGAAGCUCACAGGUACGAUCCCAGGCGGCUUUCCUGGUCCGAAGGUGCCGUGGUAUGGUUUCGACGAGGGACUUAUCGCAAGUGAUCGCUUCGGAACGAUUCUGUACAACUCGCUUACUGUCGUAGUCGUCGUAUUCCUGUCUAGUAUCGCUAUGGCCAAACGUCUGGCCAUUCAACGCGGAGAAGAUAUUAAUUGUGAUCAGGAGCUCACAGGUCUGGGCGUUGCCAGUGUCGUGUGCGGUUUCUUCCAGGCCAUGCCCCCUACGGGCGGUAUGUCUCGCACUGCUGUCAAUCUGUUGAAUGCCCACACGCAACUGUCGUCCAUCAUCACGACGUUGAUAGUGAUCAUCGCGCUAUACACACUGACUAGUGCUAUGUACUAUCUCCCGAGUGCAACACUGGCGUCGAUUAUCAUUGUUGCCGGCUAUUCGCUGUUUGUGGUCUGGACAGCCUCCUUCGUCUUGACGCUUGGUCUUGGAGUGUUGGACGGCCUCAUUGCGUCCAUUCUGAACAACGGGAGAUUUGUCGACCGCGAACUCUUCAGUCAAGCACGCGAUCUUGGCGACGUCAUUGUCAUUCGUGUUGACAGUUCGCUGUACUUUGCCAACUGCGAACGAGUGGCUCUCUUUGCUGAGCGUGAGAUGGCCCGUUUGAAAGCGAACGGCAUCACCACGUGCGGUGUGGUGCUGGAUAUGUGCAACAUGAAUGACCUGGACGCUACGACUAUCCAAGUUCUGUCGGAUAUGCAGGAGAAGCUGGCGGUGCGCAAAAUCCGUUUUUCCAUUGCGAAUGCCAAGAGUCGGCUACAUGACAUUGUGGCCUCCACCAACAUCAUCACACGAAUUCUAGCGAAUGACCCCAGUAUUUCAGUGGAGGAGGCGGUGCGUUUACUGCGAGAUCUGCCAGCCUCGGUCAUUACGUCUCCGUCCUCAAUGUCUCGACUGUCGACGGUGCAAGACAAAGUGUAA
Phytophthora infestans T30-4 is the source of this 1296-nucleotide messenger RNA. Its product is annotated as Sulfate Permease (SulP) Family. Gene Ontology annotation, cellular component: membrane. The transcript has 3 exons. Gene Ontology annotation, biological process: transmembrane transport. The coding region runs from base 1 to 1296 and encodes 431 amino acids. Lineage: Eukaryota; Oomycota; Peronosporomycetes; Peronosporales; Peronosporaceae. The record is from RefSeq and is a predicted model, not a curated record.